AUGGGAUGUAGCGGGCGGCUGCUGGGACCCGUCGGGGGCCGCCGCGCCUCGUUGCUCCUCACCAUGAUCCUUUUCUUCACCUACUUCUUCUACUGCCUGCCAGGGCCCUGCGAGCCGCUGCCCCCCGCCCUGCUGCUGCCGCCGCCCGCCGCGCUCCCCGAGGGAGCUGGGCCGGGGGUUGCGGGCUGGGGACGGCGGGGGGGGGGCGGCAGCCGGCGGUUCCCCCAGGCUAUCAUCGUGGGCGUGAAGAAAGGCGGGACACGGGCGCUGCUGGAGUUCCUGCGGGCGCACCCCGGGGUACGGGCCGUGGGGGCCGAACCCCACUUCUUCGACAGGUGCUACGAGAAAGGGCUGCGCUGGUACAGGAGCCUGAUGCCACGGACGCUGGAGGGGCAGAUCACCAUGGAGAAGACCCCCAGCUACUUUGUCACCAAGGAGGCUCCUCGGCGCAUCUACAACAUGUCCCGGGACACGAAGCUGAUCGUGGUGGUGAGGAACCCGGUCACCCGGGCCAUCUCGGACUACACCCAGACUCUCUCCAAGAACCCCUCCAUCCCCAGCUUCCAGGCCCUGGCCUUCAAAAACAUCAGCACGGGACUGAUCGACACGAGCUGGAGCGCGGUGAGGAUCGGGAUCUAUGCCAAGCACCUGGACAACUGGCUGCAGUACUUCCCCCUCUCCAAAUUCCUCUUUGUCAGCGGGGAGCGGCUCGUCAGCGACCCAGCCGGGGAGAUGGGCCGUGUCCAGGACUUCCUGGGUCUCAAGAGGGUGGUGACAGACAAACAUUUCUAUUUUAAUGAGACCAAGGGCUUUCCCUGCCUGAAGAAGCCGGAGGACGGCAGCAAACCCCGCUGCCUGGGGAAAUCCAAGGGGCGGCCGCACCCCAAAAUCGACCUGCAGGUGGUGCAGCGCCUGCAGGAGUUCUACAGACCCUUCAACAUGAAGUUCUAUCAGAUGACAGGGCAGGACUUUGGGUGGGACUGAGCCACCCACAGGGCACGUGGCUGCGCGGGGACCUGGUCUGCCCAGCGGUGUGUGGCGCCAGGACUGUGGUCCAGGGAUGCUCGUGGCCAUUGUGGUCCAGGGAUGCUUGUGGCCAUCAUGGUCCAGGGAUACUCAUGGCCAUCGUGGUCCAGAAAUGUUUAUGGCCACU
Molecule: messenger RNA, 1153 nt
Organism: Apus apus (common swift)
Lineage: Eukaryota; Metazoa; Chordata; Aves; Apodiformes; Apodidae
Gene: HS3ST6
Product: heparan sulfate-glucosamine 3-sulfotransferase 6
Molecular function (GO): [heparan sulfate]-glucosamine 3-sulfotransferase activity
Source: RefSeq, a predicted model, not a curated record